Molecule: messenger RNA, 4047 nt
Organism: Doryrhamphus excisus (bluestripe pipefish)
Lineage: Eukaryota; Metazoa; Chordata; Actinopteri; Syngnathiformes; Syngnathidae
Source: RefSeq, a predicted model, not a curated record
GCCAAUUUGGACUGUUGGCCGGCGUCAGGGGGCGGGAAGAGCGAUGAGAGAGGAUGUGAUUUGCAUCACUGGGAGGAAGAAGAGGGAGGAAGAAGAAGGUGUCUUUUUAGCCUGCAGGAAUCCGGGAGUAAAGUGUCCAGGAUGCUCUGAGCCGAGCCGAGCCGAGCCGAGCUGGUGGUCUGACUUGGAGAGUCGUCGAGCCCAAAACAAAAGAAGGAAGCAAAAAGCGCGAGGCUUUUGGAGGGAAACAAGUUGCACAUCAGGGCGGAGAUGAACACCAACGACGCCAAGGAGUACCUGGCACGGCGGGAGAUUCCUCAACUAUUUGAGAGCCUGCUCACAGGGUUGAUGUACCACCGGCCCGACGACCCCAUCGACUACUUGGAGGGCUGCCUGAAGAAAGUGCGAGAGCUCGGGGGGCCGGACAGGGUGAGGUGGGAUACCUUUGUGGGCCAGGAGAAGAAGACGUUGCCACCCAUCAAUGGGGGACAGUCACGCCGCUCGCUCUUCAGGAAUGUGAUGCCCAGCAGCAGUCCCAACUUCCCCUACAGACGCUACGAGCGCCUUCCUCCCAUCAGCCAGUUCUCCAUCGAGAGCGACUCGGACUUGUCAGAGACAGCCGAGCUGAUCGAAGAGUACGAGGUGUUCGAUCCAUCCAGGCCAAGGCCCAAAGUCAUCCUUGUUAUCGGUGGUCCUGGCAGCGGCAAGGGAACGCAGUGCCUGAAGAUUGCGGAGCGCUACGGCUUCCAGUAUGUAUCGGUGGGCGAGCUGCUGAGGAAGAAGAUGAUUCACAACGCCACCAGCAACAGGAAGUGGAGCUUGAUCGCCAAGAUCAUCACCAACGGCGAGCUGGCGCCGCAGGAGACCACCAUCACUGAGAUCAAGCAGAAGAUCAUGAAAAUUCCCGAUGCUAACGGCAUUGUCAUUGACGGCUUUCCUCGAGACGUCGGCCAGGCUUUGUCCUUUGAAGACCAGAUCUGCACCCCUGACCUGGUGCUGUUCCUGGCGUGCACCAACCACCGCUUGAAGGAGCGGCUCCAAAAGAGGGCGGAGCAGCAGGGCCGACCCGACGACAACCUCAAGGCCAUCGACCGCCGCCUCACCAACUUUAGGCAGAACACCAUCCCAUUGGUCAAAUACUUCCAGGAGCGUGGCCUCAUCGUCACGCUGGAUGCUGACCGUGAUGAAGAGGAGGUAUUCUGUGACAUCAGCAUGACUUUGGACAACAAGCUGUCACCCUCCCAAGACACGGCUGCAGGUGGUCCAAGUGAGCAGGACGUGAGUGUGCUGGCUGAAAGCAGCAAGAUGGCCGACUUGGCGUGGAAGGAGGAUGAGGAUGAAGAGGAGGAAGAGCUGAUGUACGGGGAAGGAAGGGGAGAAAGUAUCUGCACCGAACCGCCAAAGAAGCCAAAGGUCAUCUUUUUGAUGGGACCUCCAGGCUCGGGGAAGAGGGUACAGUGCGAGCGCAUGGAAGCCAAGCUGGGCCUGCGUGGCGUUGUUAUGGCUGAACUGCUCCAUCAGGAAGCGCAAGCUCCCACCGACAGGGGGCGCCACCUGCGAGACAUCCUGGAGAGAGGAGAGUCCAUGUCGGAGGCGGCCAUGGUGGACGUGCUGUGUGAGGCGGUGGCGGUGCUGCUGCGUCAAGCGAGGGGAGUGGUCAUCAGCGGCUUCCCCGCGGACGAGCAGCAGGCCCAGGAGUACGAAGCCAAGAUGGGUGAGCCCACUGCCGUCCUCCUGCUCAGCUGGUCCGACCCGCAGAGUCGCCAAAGAUCAGCGUCAGACAGAGACGGUGCCGCCUACUUCAGGGAGGACAGCUUCUGGGGCCACGCCCACCCAGUGCUGGAGCGCUACCGCAUCAAGAACCUGCUGCACACGGUCACUACUGUUCGUUAUCGUUAUUACACGAAUCAUAACAACCACAAUCAUAAUAACAAUCAUUAUUCCAAUAAUAAUCAUUAUGAUCCUGAUUGUUAUUAUCAUUAUAAGCAUCAUAGUAAUCAGAACCAUCAUCAGUGUUGUAAUCAUCGCAAUAACUUUCAUAUCCAUCCCUCCAUUUCCUAUACUGCUUAUCCUCACUAGGAUUAAUGCUGGAGCCUACACCAGUUGACUUCGGGCGAGAGGCGGGGUCCACCCUGGACUGGUGGCCAGCCAAUCACAGGGCUAUUUCAAUAAUGAUGUUCAUUAUUGCAACAAUCAUAAUCGUUAUUAGGGCCAGAGGUAUUGCAACUGCUGUGUUUAUUAUUAUUAUUCCUUGAUCGCUGGUUUGCACAAAAACUCAAUUUGCAGAUGCUUUCGGAGAGGUGAAAGAUUUUGAUAUUUUGGUGGUUUGGAACCUGUGGCUCCAAAACCCACUCAGACUGGUCCAUAUCGACUUUUGCUCCCCUUGACCCUGUAACUUGACAGCAGCACCACGGAUCGACAUUGAAAUCAGGCGUAGAACGUCUGUCUUGACAGGAUGAGCAAAAAAGUCCAUGUUCCAAAAUGCACAGGAACCCUCAUAUGUGAGUUCAAGGGGAACUGCACUCCACAAUUCACGGUCCUUAUGCGAAACAUGAACAUGUAUUUUUUCCCGUUUCUGUGCAUUCUCGGGCAAAAACACGCGAAAAGCAUGAGAAAGCCAGACACAGACAUCAAAAGGGACACAUUUUUUAUGGCAACAUAAAAAUUAGAAUGGUUUUUAAAGUGGGCCCACUUUCAGUAAAAAUUGUCAUAUUUUAACCAAGGCCACACGGUGGUCGAGUGGUUAGCAUGUUGGCCACACAGUCCGUCAGUUAAGCGACCCACAAGAGGAUGAGCGGGACAGAAAAUAGAUGGAUGGAUGGAUGGAUGGAUGGAUAUGUGGUACUUGUAUUGAUCUCACUGGUAAUGACUUAUUGUAUCAUUGCUAUAUAUGUAUAUAUAUAUGUAUGCCUAAUGACGUGGCUUUCUCACAUCAGAGAAAACGUGUGGCCAUGUCAUCAUUGAAUACAAUAAAAAACACAGACCUCCUCUUUGAAUGUGACCAUGAAGUAAGGUUUGAGUGAAGUUUUCCAUCAAAUAACCGAAGAAUGACAGGAAAGCUCCAGCUUUCCAAGCUACUGGAGAAAAUUGAUGAAGGACGCAAGCUGACACUUUCCUCCUUGUGCAGAUCGAUGCUGAGAGGUCACCUGAUGAAGUGUUUGCGCAGAUCUGCAAGGUGAUGGAGACCUCAUGUUCCACAUUCUGAAUGACUCCGUGUGUGUGGAAGAGAAACACACACACACACACACAGUGAAUCUUCAUCCAUGCCAUGGUGUACUGUACAUGUUCCAGCUGAUCUUCUCCCAUUGGUCACUUCCAUCCUCUCUCUCAUUUACACACUGAGUGAGUCAGAGGAGGCUAGAUGUGACUGACACCCCGCCGCCCCGCCCCAGCUCCUGCCUAAAAACUGCUGGCAUCCUCUGGUUGCACAUCGUAAAAAGCUUGCAAGGCUCCCAUCAAGCAACCAAGCUUUUUGCCUCCUUUGUGCUUGUUGCAGGCUUGCGAAUGUGAGGCUCAUAUUUACAUUGCAAUAAAUACUCCGCAUUUUCCAUGACUUUUUAUCCAUUAGGUGUGUCAGGUGUGAUGGCGCCCUCUGUUGGUGACAAAGCAUAACAACACGAAGUUCGUUUUUUCCCCGAAGAAAAUUUUGGAAUGAAAGGUCUCAACUCAAUGCCCAGGGGCCAUAUUCUACCCACCAUAUUGUUUUAUCUGGCCCACGACAACUGGGGUCAUGUCAAAAAGACAUUAUUUCCAUUAUUUUUUGUAUUUUUUAUUUAUGGUGUAUUUUCAGUUAUUUUUUACUUUUUAGAUAUAUUAAGAAAUAAAAUAAUUUGUCUUGCUAAAUGUAUUUGUUUUGUCAAUUUUGACAGAAAUUUUGUACAGCAUGCAAUUGGAGUUUGACUUUUUUUGUUGUCAAAGCCCAUUUAAAAUGAAUGAUAGAAUAUUUGGAUACUCAAGUUUCUGCUUGGUACCUUGACUUCUUUCUAUGUUAGUAUGUUGGUAAAAGAAUACAAAGAAAUGAUAUCAUGAUAAUAAAAUGUGUCAUCA